CCUUAAAUAAUGUUUACAAACAGUUGUCAAAAAAAUUAAUGUAAGCAUGUUUGAAGUGAUACAAUUAUCAAAUUAAAAAAUACCUCAUUUAUUCGUAAAAGGCAGAAAAAACCAAAUGGAACCACUGAAUUCCACCAAAAUGGACCUAGAUGAAAUAAACUCAAUAACAAAAUACACCCUAAAAUGUAAGUUGGGGGUCCUAACGAGACCGGAUGGCUCCGCUCUGUUUUGCGAAGGUGAAACCGCGGUAAUAGCGGGUAUUUACGGCCCCAUUGAAGAAAAAAUGCAAAAAAUUCAAAUCGAUAAAGCGACCGUCGAAUGUAUUUAUCGUCCAGUGUCUGGCUUACCGGGUUUACAAGACAGAUUCCGAGAACACCUUAUAAGGAACAUAUGUGCCACCGCGGUGGCCUCCUCGUUAUACCCCAGGACUGGCGUGGUCAUAAACAUACAAGAAAUGCAAAAUCAUGGACAAACAAUAUCUUGUGCAAUUAAUGCCGCUUGUAUGGCCUGUCUGGACUCUGGAAUCGAUAUGAAGUUUAUAUUUGCUGCAGUGAGUUGUUUCUUGACAAAGGAUGAGGAGUUCAGCUUUUCACCCCCCAUGAAUGAAAGCAGUUUAAAGGGUCUGUUUGUGUUUGUUUUUAAUAAUACAAGUGGGAAAAUUUUGGCAACUCAUACAGAGGGAUGCUUUAGUGUUGAACAAUAUCAGAAUGCUUUGAGUUUGUGUAGGGACGAAAGUGAAAAUGUAAUUAGGUUCUUUAAGACCACUUUAUUGAAUGUUAAUGAGUAAUGCAAUAAAAAAUUAAAAUGA
Messenger RNA from Anthonomus grandis grandis, 808 nucleotides. It is a transcript of the gene Rrp46, whose product is annotated as exosome complex component RRP46. Gene Ontology annotation, cellular component: cytoplasmic exosome (RNase complex); nuclear exosome (RNase complex); nucleolus. The coding region runs from base 116 to 787 and encodes 223 amino acids. NCBI's taxonomy places the organism in Eukaryota, Metazoa, Arthropoda, Insecta, Coleoptera, Curculionidae. The transcript has a single exon. The record is from RefSeq and is a predicted model, not a curated record. Gene Ontology annotation, biological process: poly(A)-dependent snoRNA 3'-end processing; nuclear mRNA surveillance; U4 snRNA 3'-end processing.